Molecule: messenger RNA, 6732 nt
Organism: Serinus canaria (Common canary)
Lineage: Eukaryota; Metazoa; Chordata; Aves; Passeriformes; Fringillidae
Gene: SUPT7L
Product: SPT7 like, STAGA complex subunit gamma
Exons: 5
Coding region: 496-1734 (412 amino acids)
Cellular component (GO): SAGA complex
Molecular function (GO): protein heterodimerization activity; transcription coactivator activity
Source: RefSeq, a predicted model, not a curated record
GGGACGAACGCCGCGGCGCUGAAGUGCCGGGGGCAGGGCGCAGAUCGCAGAGCGGCUCCGCCGCCGCCCAGCACGGCCCGAGGCAGCGCGAGGGACGAGUUAGGGAGGGCGGCGGCGACGGCGGGCGAGGCGGCGGCGGCAGCGGCGGGCGCUUUCCUCCUCCGGGCCGGAGGAGCGCGGGUGGCGGGGGAGCCGCUCUCGGUGGCGGACCGGGACGCAUUUCCGGCGGGGCUGCCGGGCGGGGAGCGGAGCGCAGGGGAAAAGGCGCGAUGCGAUCUGCUAGCUGUCAGAGUGGCAACCUAAUGCCGUCGAGGACACUGCGCUGCUCAGCGAGGCACUGAGCGACAGCGUGCCUGGCAGCCGUGACUUGAGUUGGCGUCAUCCCGGCGUCUGUCGCUGCCCAAAGUGCUUUUCCCUGCAGCAAGGGCCUUUUGUACCCGCAGUACUUGGUAGCCUUCUUCUGGGUCCUGAGCACCACAGGUGACCUAUGCAAAAAUGCUGCGGUACUGGGGCGAGAUCCCGGUUUCCUCCAACCAGGCCAACCGCAGCUCCUUUGACCUGCUGCAGCGUGAGUUCCGCACUGUGGAAGUCCAGGAUCCUCCGCUGCACCAGCCGUCUGCCAACAAGCCCCGUCCCACCACCAUGCUGGACAUCCCCUCCGAGCCCUGCAGCCUCACCAUUCACACCAUCCAGCUCAUCCAGCACAACCGGCGCCUGCGCAGCCUCAUCGCCGCGGCUCAGGCUCAAAACCAGCAGCAAGCAGAGGGCAUAAAAACCGAAGAGAAUGAGCCUCUGCCAUCUUGUCCGGCCUCCCCACCUCUCCCUGAUGACCUGCUUCCUCUGGAUAGCAAAACCCCCAAAAUGCCAUUUCAGCUGAGGCACAGUGACCCAGAGAGUGAUUUCUACAGGGGAAAAGGGGAGCCAGUGACAGAGCUGAGUUGGUCUUCCUGCCGGCAGCUUCUGUACCAGUCGAUGGCCACCAUCCUGGCGCACACGGGCUUUGAGUGCGCCAACGAGAGCGUCCUGGAGACCCUGACAGACAUCGCCCACGAGUACUGCCUCAAGUUCACCAAGCUGCUGCGCUUUGCCGUGGAUCGGGAGGCUCGGCUCGGCCACACCCCUUUCCCUGACGUCAUGGAGCAGGUCUUCCACGAGGUGGGCAUUGGCAGCGUGCUCUCGCUGCAGAAAUUCUGGCAGCACCGCAUCAAGGACUAUCACAGCUACAUGCUUCAGGUUAGCAAGCAGCUCUCUGAAGAAUAUGAGAAGAUUGUCAACCCUGAAAAGGCAGCAGAAGACACAAAACCUGUGAAAAUUAAGGAGGAACCUGUUAGUGAUAUUUCUUUCCCCAUAAGUGAAGAGCUGGAAGGAGAUCUGGCUUCUGGUGACCAGUCUUUGCCUGUUGGAGUUCUUGGAGGUCAAAGUGAGCGCUUCUCUGCCAAUUUGGAAGUAGAAGCUUCCCCACAGACUUCAGGGCCUGAGGUGAAUGCUUCCCCACUGUGGAACUUGUCACAGGUGAAAAUGGAGCCACAGGAAAAUGAGGAGGCUAAUGUACAUGGCCACGGGGUUCUAGGCAGUGAUGUCUUUGAGGAACCAAUGUCAGGCAUGAGUGAAGCUGGGAUGCCACAAAGCCCCAAUGGCUCUGAGAGCAGCUAUGGUUCUCAUUCUGCUGACAGCCUGAUGGGAUCCUCACCUGUCUUCAACCAGCGCUGCAAGAAAAAGAUGAAGAAGAUGUGAAAAGGAACAGUCUUUUUAUUCAGUGCUGAUGGUGUGCAACAGACACUUGAAAGGAAGGAACUGGUAGAGUACUGUGAUGAUUCCAGCACAGGGCUGGCCCUGGUGUCUGAGGGACCUGCACAAAAUGACUAUGAGAGGUUUGAUGUGUAGCUCCCCUCUCUGCUGGCUUCUGUACUCCAUCCUAAUUGAUGAGACUGAAGAUCACCCUUUACAUUUGAUGGUGGCAUGGUUUGCUUUGGCAGAUUCAUGAGGAACAUGCCCGUGAAAAGUAGUUGUGAGGAGAUUUUCUAAGUUACAGGACCAUUGAAUACUUUGGUUUAAAGGGAUCUUGUGGCAUUUCUAGUGCAGCCUCCUGUUCAGAUCUCAGCCAGUUAGAGCAGGUUGCUAAGGACUUUGUCCAUUUGAGUUUUGAGUAGCUACAAGGAUGGUGAUGCCAAAUCUCUCUGGGCAACAUUUUCCCAUAUUUGGCAACUAUGACAGUGAGAAAAACAAUAUAUUUGCAUCUAGUUGGAAUUUCCCAUAUUCCAGCUUGUGUUCACUGCCUCUUGUUCUGUUAUUGUCCAUCUCUGAGAAGAGGCUGACUGCCUUCUCUAACCCAGUUAUUAAGGGAUUAUAUACAAUGAGAUCUCUUUUUAGCCUUUUCUCUUCUUAAAUGUGGAGAAACCAUGUUGCCUGAGCUCUCCUUACUUGUCCUGUGCUCCAGCUCCCAAAGCAGCUCUGUGACCUUCCACUGAAAUUGCUGCAGUGCCCUUGUAAGGGGGAGCACAAAACUGAAUGACAUCUUCCAAACACUAUCUCACAAUCGCUGAGUAAAGAGGAACAAUAAUUUCCCUCAGAGUGCUGGCUGCCUGCUUGCUGACUGUUGUGGGCAGCAGGAGAGGUCCUAAGUCAGGGUAUUUAAGUUGGAGAGCCGUCUCUGAUGAUGAUCAUGGUGAUGUAGAUGCACUGAUGAUGAUGAUGAUGGUGAUGUAGAUGCACUGUAAGACCACCCUACAGCAAAGAUGGUGUAGGGUGGUCUCACAGUGCCAUUAGCCAGCUCCUUCAGUGCCUUCACAUUUAGCCUGUUGGUUUCAAUGGGCCUAAGUUCUCACUAACUCAGUCUUCCUCUGCUGUAGGCAAUGCUUUAUUCCUGUAUGCUGCUAGAAGGCUCAAGGACCUGGCAGGCCUUAAAGCAGAACUUACAGUGAAAACAGGUGAAAAAGAUGUUGUGUACAUGAGCCUGAAAGUACAAAAGCAUCCUUCGUUUCCAUAUUGUUUGCAUUGUUGAACAGUAAACCAUAUUUUAUUUAACCUUCCUUUUGCUUCUAGUGUACUUAAAGAAGCCCUUCUUCUUACCAGUAUGAACUCCAGCUGAGCUUUGGCUUUCCUAAUUUUCUCUGCAUCCUCUGGCUGUGUUUCUGUAUCUCUGCUGGCCAGCCCAUCAUCACUUUCACUUCUGUGUACCUUUCUGUUGGUGUUUGAGAUCGGUCAGGAGUUCCUCGGUCAUCUGUGCUGGCCUUCUGUCACACCUGCUAUAAUUUCUGUUUGUCAGAAAGGACUGAUUUUUUACUUUGAGAAGGCUGUCUUUGAAGAUAAAGGAGCGCACUUAGGUUCCUUUGGGUGGCCAGGACAGAAUUUCCCUUGUGAAGUUCUGCUGAGACAUUCCUUAAAUAAAACAAAAUAUGUUGACCUAAAGGUACAGGACUCUAUCUUGUACACAUUUCUCAGGAUUUUAAAUGCCACAGUUCUAUGUCUACUGCAGCCAAUACAUUCACAUUCUCCACCAAUUCUUCCAGCAGAGCUUACUCCCUAGUUGAUUACUUGAUCAUCUGUUCAGGGAAGUUGAUGUGGUUUUCUGGAGAGAAUGAAACAGCUUUUACUAAUAGUGUGAGCCUGUACUGGCAAUGCAGACUUUUCCUUUGCUGUCAUUGGAUUGAGUGCAGCAACUUCAGGCUGGCUGAGCUUUCAUAUUCAAGGUUGUUAUCUUGACAGCUUAGUCUGAAACAGAAUCUAUUUUGCUGCUUGCUUUUAUGGCUCAGCUGACUGAUGGAAUUUUUUUUGUUCUUCACAAUCCUCAGUUGAUCAACUUGGUCUUUAACUUGAUUCAGUGUGUCUCUCUCUCAAAAGAGCUAGAAUGAACAUGAAUCAAGAAUGAACAGCCACUUAAACUGGCUUUAUACCUGUAACCCCUUGGGAUGGUUGAGGGAAAUUUACCAAACCUACCAUUUAUCUUUACAAUUGCAGGUUUAUCUUUUGAAAGAAUGAGCUUCAGGCAUAGUAUUUUUGUUUCUGUAUAACAUGCCUGGCCUUAAUUCUUUUUUCCUAACUGUAUUUCUCUUCCACUUUAUAGAAGUGGAAUCCAAACAGAAAAUGUCUCAAUGUCUAAUAAAAAUGUGUGACCAUAGGCUUUUAUGGACAAUGGAGUUAAAAUUGUCCAUCAGAGUUUUAAAGGUCUCUCCUGGGGGGUAAAGUCUCACUAUUUUAAGCCUAGUCAGUAGUAGAAGAGCAUACCAGGAAAUCUUUAUUUUGAUUCCCCCUGAGUCACCAUUAGCCAAGCUGCAGUGUCCCUGUUUUCUCAGCUGUAAAAAAGAAUAGUAAUAUUUGCCUUUUAGAAGCGUGUUUGAGAUUUAGUUACUCUGCAAGAAAAAGGCACAGUAAUCAUUCAGAGAGUUUUGUGAGAGCUGCAAGUUUUUAUUCCACUUCAGUUGGACUGUUGCUGGCUGGAGAAUGCUUAGAUGGUCACUGAAAUGUUCUAUAUGACCCAGAUUUUAAGCAAAACUGCUGAUCACAAAGACCAGCACAACUCUGCUGUUCAGCUGUCCAGGGACAAGGAAAGCAUUUGGGGUGGUACCUUCUCACUCAGCUUUAGAUGUCUGCAUCUAAAAUUGUUCCUUUGGACCACACUUGCAGAUGAAUAGAAAUAAUCAUUCUUAGGUCACUGUCCUUUUGGUCUUGAGGUAGAAGUAUAAAGCAGGUUGAAUGAAUGGCAUUUUUAGAAAGGUCUGUUUUUACUUUGUGUGCCCAUGAAGUGGGUUCAGCUUGACUACCUCAACUGAAGACAUCCACACUGUCAGUGUAUGAGUUAAGUGAUGUGACUUAAGCCUUUCCUGGAUGGGAAUCAGAGACUUCCUCCUGCUGGGCCAGUACUUUUUCUUUUCUGCAUUUACUAGAGCUCACAGUUCAAAUGGUAGUACAGGGCUAAGAGCAGGCUGCCCAUCUCAGCUAAAACAGCAGAUCCAGCAUUCCCCACAACACACAGAAUGUGCCAGGAUGGGGCCUUGAGGCUCAGCCUAAUUUGUCCCUUGUGUCUUUGACAUUGUGAGAACACCUGUCAUUGGGCCUUUCUCUGUAGGUGCUUUGCAAACUGGUUCUUGUAGUAGUGUUCCUGCAGCCAGGGUACUUAUGCAAAGUCCAUUGCACUAUUUUGGGAGCCAAAUGACAGAGUGACUGCUGCCAGCAUCGCUUGCUCAUUUGCAAGAUUUCAAGUGGGCUAAAAAUGAAAAUCUAGUGUUCUCUAGGGCCUUGGUUAAACCUCAUAAGUGUUAUUCUUAAGUGCUUUCUCUGUACUGUUCAUGUGCAGAUGUUCUGUCUUAACUUUUUUUUGUGGGUUUUUUUUUUUUUUAUUUCACAUUCCUUUUCCACACCCAUUUCACCCUGUAACAAGCACUCUUCAACAAGCCAAGCCUGAGUGCUUCAAGUGUGUUUAAAUGCAGUGCAUAUUCACUGUCUUUUGAGUCAACUGUGUUGUUGCAGUGUAAGGGAGAAGUGCUGUUGAUUCUCUUUGGGAUGGAUGUUUAUGCAGAGGUGAGAAAUCCAUCUUAUACACUUAGAAAUGCAGGCAGAGUAAUAGCUGUACCUCCUGUUCCCCCACUGUGCCAAGGGUUGCAGCUGACUUUUGUGUGCUUGAUGUUUCCUUUUAUGCACGUGAAAGUUUUACCUUCUGGGUGAGGCUUUCACCUCUGAACAUUUAUGGUUCUUAUAUUUACAGUGGUGUUCAUCAUGCAUGAAACAGUGAAAUUUAAAAACUAGCUCACAAAGUCAGACACAGACUAUAUGCCCUUUUGAUGAAUCAAAUAAGAUUUUGCUAGGUGUUAAUGCAGCCUUGGGCAGCUAGUGAGGUGUGUUCACUGACCGUGUUAUCCCCAAAUUUCAAACUACAGUGAGAUUUUGCAGUGGGUUGGAAUGAAGCUCUGCUCUCGCAGUUGCUGUUUCUUGCUGAUGGCUGGUGAAGCACUCAGCUGACCCACCUGCUUCAACAGUCUGCAUUUUUUACAGUUCUUUCAUCUUUCUUCCUUUCUUUCCAAAAAUGGGUGGAUGAAAAAUGGGAACAGUGAGUGUUGACCAUGUCCAUAUCCAGUAGCAUUGAUGUCUUACAGUGAUUUAUUUUGCCAGGACUGAAAUUGGUAGGAACUUUGAUAUCAAUUUGGAGAGCAAGAUCUGUAAAUUACUUGGCUUUUGAAGUGUUUUGCAUAGGAAUCAUACAGGAUUGUAGUUGAGAGAGUGCUGUGUAUCAUAUUCCUUUUCCCCUCUAGCGAUACCUUUUUAUUCCUUUUGAAGAGUUUUGCCUGGUAUCCAGUAAAGUUCGCUGUAUAAAUGGCAGUGUAACAACUUAUGUGUACAGCUUUAUGUCAGACUACACUACCUAGUGAUUUAAUUCCAAGGCCAUCCAUGAUAAUUUGAAUAUGCAUAAUGCUGUGCAGAAAAAGAGAUGUUUCCUGCAUAGAAAUGUACAAUUUAAAAAGAAAACAGGAAAACAAGAUUAGGUAGGGUAGGUGAGGCCAAUCUGAUUAUAUGCUCAGUUCUGAGACUAAUGCACAUGUUAUGUGUGAAGGAUGUUUUACUUAAAAUGUUUUUGUACAUGCAUGUGAAAGAAAUACGUAACUUUGCUUUGUGUUUAUAUGGAACAAGAUUACUUAGGAAUAUUUCAGGGUUGGGUUUUUUUCCCUUGCUCUCCUGGAGAGAGUUGCUUUGUAAUUUCUAAGAAAAUAAAUAAAACUGUUCAGAAAUAAAAAUUCAAAA